Messenger RNA from Phycomyces blakesleeanus NRRL 1555(-), 405 nucleotides. RefSeq lists its product as hypothetical. The coding region runs from base 1 to 405 and encodes 134 amino acids. NCBI's taxonomy places the organism in Eukaryota, Fungi, Mucoromycota, Mucoromycetes, Mucorales, Phycomycetaceae. The record is from RefSeq and is a predicted model, not a curated record. The transcript has a single exon.
AUGAAGUUCAAUUUCUUGCUGCCUCUUCUUCUCUUCAUUGCCAUUUGUGCAAAUGCUGCCCCAUCAUCAAGGCGCUAUCGCUUUAAACCUUUGCACAUCACUUCGCCAGCACGUGGAAGUACUCUGAUAGCCGGAAGCGCCGUUACCAUGGCAUGGACUACCCCUAUUCUUCCCACACCUAAUUACAAGGUCAAUCUUUUGAAAGGAACCAGAUUAUCUUACUCUCAUGUUGCUACUCUGUACACCGAUUUCCAUUUUCCUUACGUCAGUGCCACCGUAUACCUACCACAAGGUAUUGCGCCUGGAUCAGACUAUAUGCUUUCCAUUGGUACCGGUAUUGGAAGAACAACAUUUUAUGGCCCACUCCGUAUCGCAGGCUCUGAUCCAACUCAAACCCCGGUUUAG